AUGAGCAAACCAACAAUUAGUCCUGGUCCAUGCUCGGGCAACGGAUACGUGAAGUAUCAUAUGCGACCUACAGGUAUUCCACGUGCACUAGCUACUGAAUCGGAAGUUUUUACACUGGACGAUCAUGAUGAUGAGCAUAGACUGAAUGGAAGCACUUAUCAACGUGAAGUGAUGGAAAGGAAUCGACUUUUUGAGUGUCCACUGGAUAGUGAUGAAGAGAAGAAAACAGAUGGUGACGUCGCAAAUAACAUACGCCAACAUCAUUCUGGUUCAGUCAGGGAAAGAUCGCGACUGACGGACUCUUUCGAUAUGGAAGAUUCGUUGUCGGAUGACUUAGACCUUCUACCUCCUUUACCUGGUGCGCCGAGUACUAAUCAGAGCUGGAUGAACAAGUUUCAUGUGCUAAAUUGUUGUAAUCCAAGAAUACCUAGCAAAUGCAGUAUAAUGUAG
Molecule: messenger RNA, 450 nt
Organism: Angiostrongylus costaricensis
Lineage: Eukaryota; Metazoa; Nematoda; Chromadorea; Rhabditida; Metastrongylidae
Source: the annotation of a GenBank genome assembly